Messenger RNA from Phaethon lepturus (White-tailed tropicbird), 2165 nucleotides. RefSeq names its product ZFP91 zinc finger protein (gene ZFP91). Gene Ontology annotation, molecular function: transcription coregulator activity. The record is from RefSeq and is a predicted model, not a curated record. Gene Ontology annotation, cellular component: nucleus. The transcript is spliced from 9 exons. Gene Ontology annotation, biological process: regulation of transcription by RNA polymerase II. Lineage: Eukaryota; Metazoa; Chordata; Aves; Phaethontiformes; Phaethontidae. The coding region runs from base 1 to 1338 and encodes 445 amino acids.
AUGGGUGUUUCAGAUCCCAAAGAAGAGAAGGAAGAGGAGGAAGUUUCCAGCGUCCUUGGCCACGGCCCUCCCGUCAGCACAGCCAGGCCUAGCAGAAGCUGGCGCAGCAGCAGGUCAGCCGCUGCGGCCCGCCAGCGUGACACCGAGAAUUCACGUGCCUCCAGAUCCAAGACCGGUUCCCUGCAGCUUGUCUGCAAGUCGGAGCCAAACGCAGACCAGCUUGAAUACGAGGUCACAGAAGAGCAUCAGUCUCCAGCUGGAAACAGCAGUGAUGAUGAGGAGGAGAUGCUCAUCAGUGAGGAAGAAGUUCCCUUCAAAGAUGAUCCAAGAGAUGAAACGUACAAGCCCCAUCUAGAGAAAGAAGCGCCAAAGCAAAGGAGAAAAGCUAGCAAGGGGAAGGAGGAAAAAGAGAAACAGAAAGAGAUUAAAGUAGAAGUGAAAGAAGAGAGUGAGUUUCAGGAAGAUGAAGAACCACCAAGGAAGAGGGGAAGGAGGAGAAAGGAUGACAAGAGCCCAAGGCUGCCCAAGAGAAGGAAGAAGCCUCCGAUACAGUAUGUCCGCUGCGAGAUGGAAGGCUGCGGCACAGUCUUGGCUCACCCACGUUACCUGCAGCAUCACAUAAAGUACCAGCACUUGCUGAAGAAAAAAUACGUGUGUCCUCAUCCCUCCUGUGGUCGGCUCUUCCGGCUCCAGAAGCAGCUCCUGCGCCAUGCCAAACAUCACACAGAUCAAAGGGAUUACAUCUGUGAGUACUGCGCCCGGGCGUUUAAAAGUUCUCAUAACUUGGCGGUGCACCGAAUGAUCCAUACGGGCGAGAAGCCCUUGCAGUGUGAGAUCUGUGGAUUCACCUGCCGGCAGAAGGCUUCCCUCAACUGGCACAUGAAGAAGCACGAUGCGGAUUCCUUCUACCAGUUCUCCUGCAACAUUUGCGGCAAGAAAUUUGAGAAGAAGGACAGUGUCGUGGCCCACAAAGCCAAGAGCCACCCGGAAGUGCUUAUUGCUGAGGCACUGGCUGCCAAUGCGGGUGCCCUGAUCACCAGCACCGACAUCCUGGGCACUAAUCCUGAGGCCAUUGCACCGCCCACCGAUGGCCAGGGCCUCCCCCUUCUUCCGGACCCCCUGGGAAGUGCUGCGCCGGCAGAUUGCCUGCUGCUGAGCCCCGAUGGGAUGCCGAAGACAUACUGUGGUGGGGCAGAGCGCAUGAGCCUGGUGGCUGACGGCAAGCUCUUUGUGGGCAGCGGCAGCAGUACAAACCCGGAGGGGCUGGUCAUGAACACAGAGAUCCUGGGAGCCACCACGGAGGUGCUCAUUGAAGAUUCAGACUCCACUGGACCCUAGUGGGCGGGGAGCAUGUGGGUGCUGGGACAGUUUGGACUCUGUAUUUAAAAGGAAAAAAAAAAAAAAAAAGAGACACUUACUGAAAGAGAGAAAAGUUAAACAAAACUUACAAUACUAGUAAAUAAUCGAAGGGUCUGCUCCCCUCCAGCGUGGAUCACAGCACAUCCUUUUUCCCAACCACUUCUCUCUCUCCCACCGCUCCUUUGUAGAAAGGGGCACAUGCUGCCAUUACCAGAGCAAGUUGGAUUGAGCGACGGAUUUCUCCGAGGGAGGGGGGGACUGCUGAAACCCUUCGCUCUACCCCAAAGCAGAUGCAUUUCUGGCUCCUUGAGGUGGUCCCACUUGCAAACUAGAAAGCAUUUGAUGUGCUCUGGACAAGUUUCUUAGGACUCCCGCUCGCCCCUGGUCCCAACUUCUAUGCAUCGCUGCACUCGGGUCCUUGCAGUCUCAUUCUUCCUCCCGGGGCUGGGAGUUUGGCUUGGCACUUUAGGCCCCCUCAGCAGGGUGAGCUGUGAAACAGCGCACGUCCCUCUCCCCACCGCGCUCCUCUGCUCCAGCUCUGGCAGGAAGUCGAGGGAACGCCCUGGCUCAUAGAUCAUGUUUGCUUGGAGAGGCCCGGGGGCUACGGGAGCCCUGCGUGGGAGAGGCAAGGAGGAGCAUCCCAGUUUGACGACAGUAAUUUGCACUUUGAACGUGUUUCGUUUUUUGUGUUGUGGUAACAAGAUUCCUUAUUUAUUGAUUAAAAAAGGGUCGGUAUUUUUUAGUUAUGUUCUUAGGGGGUGGGGGUGGAAGGGGUUCGGGCUAUUUCCCAGUAGGCUCCUUCGCAC